Messenger RNA from Brienomyrus brachyistius, 3541 nucleotides. It is a transcript of the gene pcsk6, whose product is annotated as proprotein convertase subtilisin/kexin type 6. NCBI's taxonomy places the organism in Eukaryota, Metazoa, Chordata, Actinopteri, Osteoglossiformes, Mormyridae. Gene Ontology annotation, molecular function: serine-type endopeptidase activity. Gene Ontology annotation, cellular component: cell surface; membrane. The record is from RefSeq and is a predicted model, not a curated record. Gene Ontology annotation, biological process: peptide hormone processing. The transcript is spliced from 21 exons. Bases 387 to 3119 code for a protein of 910 amino acids.
GUUUCUGCUCGCUGUCCGUCUCCUCUGCGCUCGGAUCUUCCAGCAGCCUGACGCCAGCUACAGUUUUACGUGCUGUUUUCGGCUGCUAUAGGCUGAAGGAGAGUGUGUCUCGCCAUUGGUCGCUGUAUUGACAUAUAGUGCAGCGGUAACGCGGCGUCUGUAGCCAGUUCUUUCUAGUUCAACUUUUCACCCUGUAGUCCCUAUUUUUAAAUGUAGGCAUUUCAAUAAGAAAAUGUGCAUGUAGCAGGGAGGUAUAAGGGACAACCUGCUACAGAUAUAAUGUUUCUUACAGUUUCAAAAUACACAUCUUUUUAUUUUUAAAUCUAUGUAUUUUCGUAUUAGAGAGAUUUUCUUUAAAGGUUGCUAUAGGACCACAUACAACCGAAAUGCAUUUGUUUCUCUUUUUUUUAUUUUUAACUUCUGUUGUCCGCCAGACUUUGUCCUCUCGAAACGUUUACACAAACCACUGGGCUGUGCGAAUCUCAGGGGGACGCGGAGAAGCAGAUAAACUGGCUUUAAAAUAUGGCUAUAACAAUCUGGGCCAGGUUGGGAGCCUGGAGGGCCAUUACCAUUUUCACCACAGCAAGGUCGUCCGGCGCUCGGCGUUCUCCACCAGGGGGACUCACAGCUUCAUCCGCAUGGAUCCGAAGGUUGACUGGAUCCAACAGCAGGUGGUGAAAUCCCGAGUGAAAAGGUCCAACAGAAAUGACCUCAACGUCAUCCAUUUCAAUGACCCCAAGUGGUCUGGCAUGUGGUACAUGCACUGCGGCGAUGAGAGCAGCCGAUGCCGCUCGGAGAUGCACAUCCUGGCCGCCUGGCAGAGGGGCUACACGGGGAAGAACGUCGUGGUCACCAUCUUGGAUGACGGCAUCGAGAAGAACCACCCUGACCUUGCAGAGAACUAUGAUCAGCUUGCUAGCUAUGAUGUCAAUGGGAAUGACUACGAUCCAACACCACGCUACGAUUCCAGCAACGAAAACAAACACGGGACCCGUUGCGCAGGCGAAGUGGCAGCGGUAGCCAACAACUCCCAUUGCAUCGUGGGUAUCGCAUUCAAUGCUCGAAUAGGAGGGAUCCGGAUGUUGGAUGGUGAUGUAACAGAUGUGGUGGAGGCCAAAUCCCUCGGCAUCCGACCCGACUACAUCGACAUCUACAGUGCCAGCUGGGGUCCAGACGAUGACGGCAAGACCGUGGACGGGCCCGGUCCACUUGCCAGGCAGGCCUUCGAGCUGGGCAUUAAGAAGGGCCGGAAGGGGCUGGGCUCCAUCUUUGUUUGGGCCUCGGGCAACGGCGGCAGACAGGGCGACCAUUGCUCCUGCGACGGCUACACCAACAGCAUCUACACCAUCUCCGUCAGCAGCACCACGGAGAACGGCAUGAAGCCUUGGUACCUUGAGGUCUGCUCCUCCACGCUGGCCACCACCUACAGCAGCGGCGAGUUCUACGACCGCAAAAUAGUGACCACGGACCUCCGCCAACGCUGCACGGACGGCCACACCGGCACCUCCGUCUCCGCGCCUAUGGUGGCUGGUGUCAUCGCACUUGCUCUGGAAGCCAACCCGCUGGUGACCUGGAGGGACGUGCAGCACCUCCUGGUGAAGACAUCUCGCUCAGCCCACCUCAAAGCCGGAGACUGGAAGACGAACGCGGCAGGACACCGAGUCAGCCACUUGUACGGGUUCGGGCUGGUGGAUGCCGAGGCCAUGGUGGUGGAGGGCAGGAAAUGGAGGAACGUGCCCCCCCAGCACGUGUGCACGGAACCCCCUGAUCGCAGGACCAGGUACAUUCGCACUGACCAGUAUCUGAAUGCCAGCAUCACCACCUCCGGCUGUGCCGAGCAUGCGGACCGGCACGUGGUCUUCCUGGAGCACGUUGUGGUCAAGGUGCUCAUUGCGCACCCUCGUCGUGGGGACCUCCAGAUCAACCUCAUCUCGCCCUCAGGGACCCGCUCUCAGCUGCUAGCCAAGAGACUGUUUGACAACUCUAAUGAGGGAUUUAGGAACUGGGAGUUUAUGACCGUACACUGCUGGGGGGAGCGGGCAGAGGGGAGCUGGACACUGGAGGUGCUGGACUCUCCAUCACAGCUGCGUAACCCCGAGGUCCUCGGUAAACUGAAGGAGUGGACCCUCGUACUGUAUGGCACCUCUGAGCACCCAUACCACUCCCACAGCUCCCAGCACUCGCGCUCGAGGAUGCUGGAGGUUCCCAGUCCAGGUCGGGACCGCAAGGGACCCGAGGUGCUGCAGGGCAUUGUGGAGGAGGAGGAAGAAGAGGAAGAGUAUAACGGGCCAUGCCAUCAAGAGUGCGGGGACCAGGGCUGCGAUGGGCCUGCCUCUGACCACUGCCUCAACUGCGUCCAUUUCAGCCUGGGCAGCCUGAAGACGGGCAGAACCUGUGUCAGCCAUUGUCCCCUGGGUUACUUUGAGGACCCGGCGGCCAGGCGUUGCCGCCGUUGUCCAAAGGGGUGUGAGAGGUGCGAGGGUGGGAGGGGCGGCACCUGCCUGUCCUGCCGGAGGGGGCUGUAUCUCAGCGCAGGUGACUACUCCUGCCUGCCCACAUGUCCUGCUGGCUACUUUGCCGAUGAAGUUCAGAGGCAGUGUUUGCGAUGCCAUGAAACCUGCAUGCGUUGUCUCCGUGAUGCAGACAGGUGUACAGCGUGCAACCAGGGCUACAGUCUGGCAGGUAUGACCUGUGUCCCGCAAUGUGCCCAUGGAACAUUUUUUAACCUGGAGGAAAUGAAAUGCAGUACCUGUCACCAUUCGUGUUCCACCUGUACAGGCCCUGGCCAGGAGGAGUGCAUCCUCUGCGCACAGGGCUUCCUGCACCAGGACUGGAAGUGUGUCCCUUCCUGCAGUGAGGGCUACUAUGUGGGCGAGGCUGCGGAAUUGUCUGAGAGAAGAUGUCGCAGCUGUGAGGAGAACUGCCUGAGCUGUCAGGGCCCGGGAGCAUCCUGUACGCGGUGCAGAGACGGCUACAGCCUGGUCAGCAACAGCUGCUUUGUAAACGUCACCUGCAACAAUGCGGACGAGGUUUUCUGUGAGAUGGUGAAGUCCAAUCGGCUGUGUGAGAAGAAGCUCUUCAGGCAGUUCUGCUGCAGGACGUGUCUGCUGGUUGGAUGAGGGGAAUACAGGCCCCCUGCAGUCGCUGAUGUACAUUUUUAACCAGUUACAUCUCCUGCAAUUAAAACUAAUAUAUAUUAAACGCCCCGUUUCACUUCGUUGAAUUCCUCAAGUAAAGAUCUGAUUUUAUUAAGGUAUUUUUAAGAUUUUUUUUUUAAGCUACAUAUGUGAGGUACAAAUUCUUUAUUUUUAUUCAGAAGUUGCGUUAUAAUAAAAUAUGGUGCUUGUUUUGACUGUAUGAACAGUAGAACCACUCGGACAUGUCAGUAUUUAAUAUAAAAUACUAGUUAAAGAUUCUGACGACAUAAAGCGUAUUAAAAAAAUACUAUACAAAGCUUGUGUUUAUCUGAUUUACCCAAUAGCAAAGUUCUGGAAUUUCAUGUAAAAUAUUACCAAGACCAAAUAAAAUCAUGCAGUCAUCA